Molecule: messenger RNA, 1586 nt
Organism: Neltuma alba
Lineage: Eukaryota; Viridiplantae; Streptophyta; Magnoliopsida; Fabales; Fabaceae
Product: peroxisome biogenesis factor 10-like
Exons: 11
Coding region: 173-1381 (402 amino acids)
Biological process (GO): protein import into peroxisome matrix
Cellular component (GO): peroxisomal membrane
Molecular function (GO): zinc ion binding
Source: RefSeq, a predicted model, not a curated record
GUCGCCCUAAUCAGUCCAAAUUUGUCUUAUAAAAUUUUCGUCUCCAAAAUUUUAUCCCCUUUCGCAUAUUUUGUGAGGGAGGAUAAACCAGAACCUAUAAGUGAAUAAUCAAAUUCAGUGCUUCCUGGACUGAUUGUUGAAAUUGUGAGUCGGACGAGGUGCAGAAGUGAGAAUGGGUUGGGGUCACCUGGGAAGAACUGGGCAAUCCAAGAGGGGUGAGCCGAGCACCAGUGCGGAGGCUGCUCCCGGAAACACCGAACAAUCCGUGCCUCGGCAAUUCCCCCGGGCGGCUCAGCCUGAGAUCAUGAGAGCGGCCGAGAAGGAUGAUCAGUAUGCCUCUUUCGUUUAUGAAGCCUGUCGCGAUGCCUUCCGUCACCUCUUUGGUACUAGAGUUGCAGUUACCUACCAAAGCGAGACAAAACUAUUGGGACAGAUGCUUUACUAUGUGCUGACAACAGGUUCAGGACAGCAGACGCUUGGAGAGGAAUAUUGUGACAUCACUCAGGUUGGAGGACCUUAUGGACUUCCUCCUACUCCUGCAAGGCGUGCUCUUUUCAUUGUAUACCAGACAGCUGUUCCAUAUAUUGCAGAUCGAAUAAGUUCUAGAAUUGCUUCCCGAGGCAUUGCCCUCUCUGAUUCACAAUCUGCUGAGGUCUAUGGCGAAAAUGGUACCAUUAGGAGUAGUGAAUUUCAAACUUCUGAUGCGAGGGAACUUCCCUCUUCUGCAUCAGGGCAAUCUCUUACAACUCUGACAAGGUUGAAGGGGAAACUGAGAGGACUUUGGUUGCAUGUUGUUCAGAGAUGGCCUACGAUGCUUCCUAUGGUUCGUGAGUUGUUGCAACUGGUUCUUCGUGCUAAUCUUAUGUUCUUCUAUUUUGAAGGUCUCUAUUACCAUAUAUCAAAACGUGCUGCAGGAAUUCGAUAUGUCUUCAUUGGAAAGUCAUUGAAUCAAAGGCCCAGAUAUCAAAUUCUGGGUGUAUUUCUAUUGAUUCAGCUCUGUAUAAUUGCUGCCGAAGGGCUACGUCGGAGCAAUUUAUCUUCAAUUGCGAGUUCAGUUCAUCAGACAUCCUUUGGGGCGCACCAGAGAUCAGCAGGACGAGGUUUGCCUGUUUUAAAUGAGGAGGGUCUCCCAGUAUCGUCAGACACAGACAAAGGAAAUUGGUUAUCUGACACUACACAUUCGGAGUCCCAAGCAGCUAGUGGAGUGGCCAAAUGCACGCUCUGCCUGAGUAAUCGGCAGAACCCAACAGCCACUUCCUGUGGCCAUGUAUUUUGCUGGAACUGUAUAACGGAAUGGUGCAACGAAAAGCCAGAAUGCCCUCUUUGCCGCACCCCCUUAACUCACUCAAGUCUAGUGUGUCUCUAUCAUUCAGACUUCUAGAAUCUGCCUCUUGUCAGCAAAGACCCUUAAUCUUCUAUUUAUCACCGAUAAGAGAGGCAUCAAAGGAUUUUUUCCGCCUUGUAUAGGAAAAUAGUACAAGCUAAGAGUGAGGCAUUUGGUGUAGGGAUCUUCUAAAGCUAGAGGACGACUUUCCCAAAAUUUGUUGGUGAAAUCCCAGUCUAGUUAAUCCAACCAUUUUUCUAUA